This is a messenger RNA of Symbiodinium necroappetens, 1002 nucleotides long. Lineage: Eukaryota; Dinophyceae; Suessiales; Symbiodiniaceae. The record is from the annotation of a GenBank genome assembly.
GCCUUGGCCUUGCCGGUGUCGGUGGAUGUGGAUGCUUCUCUGCAAGCAUGCAAAAAGGAGCCGGAAACAGAGGACUACGGCAGAGCUGAUUCAGCUGAUGCACAAGUCGCGGAGCCGGAAGCAGAGAACUACUGCAGAGCUCAUUCAGCUGAUGCACAAGUCCCGGAGCCAAGCCCAAGCACGCCGAGCCCGGACGAAGCAACCCAAGUUGACACAUGUCCAGAGGCUGCCAAGGCUCCUGAAUCGCUGCAGCCCACUCAGGUUGAUUCGCCAGGGUUGCCACCUCGCCAUCAGGUGCCUGCCCAACACAUGCAAUUGCAGGAGUCGGACGACGACGAGGCCGACGGCGACUUCGCAGUGAAGUCUGUGCCACCUCCCGCCCUAUCCAAGGAUGCUGUUUACCACAAGAUGAGGAGAAUGAUGCUACCACGAGCCGACGGUAGCUACCUGGUAGGACCCGAAUUCCGUGAACAGUACAAGGACAAGCAUCAUGGAAGACCUAAGCUGGAGGCCAUGUUUGAACGUGCUGGCUACAACCCGGAGCUCUUCGUCAAGAGGUGUAAGUACAUCCAGGAAAGCAUCCAGGAGGAAACCCUCGAGAUAGACGGAGAGCAAUCCAAGUAUGGAUGCGGCACCAUGUACUGGACCGACAUCCGAGUGUCCGGGAAGUUGAAUAGCAUGCAUGCUCUUUCUCUAGCAUGCAUUGUGAAUUUCAUCCAAGACCCUUCCCUGGCUGCCGCUCUUCACGCCGACCCCGCUCUCGAAGAGGAGAUGGAUGAACAGCAGGAUGAAGAGAUGCCUCAGAAUGGGGCGACCCUGAAGACGGGCUUUCCCAAACUGGAGGAUGAUAUGCAGCCUUCUAGUUUGCUUCUACCAGCAAGCAAGUGCAUGAGUCGGCAUGCUAAGAAGCUGGAUCAAUUGCUUCUCCGGUUUAAGCCGAACCCAGAGUCAGAGGGACAGGGAAAGGAGUUGACCGAUCUUCAAGCUUCGCUUCUGGGCUAA